This is a messenger RNA of Cotesia congregata, 1557 nucleotides long. The record is from the annotation of a GenBank genome assembly. NCBI's taxonomy places the organism in Eukaryota, Metazoa, Arthropoda, Insecta, Hymenoptera, Braconidae.
AUGCCAAGGAAACAAAAAUUCACAGAAACAAUUCCACUGCUACCUAAAAGAAAAGCAGGCAUAUUAUCAAAUUUACCAACGAUGGAAAUACCUCAACGCGGUAUACAAAUUCAACAGAGAUGGGUGUUUGCAAUCAUGGGAUUCCUUGCAAUCUUCAACGCCUACACAAUGCGAGUCUGUUUGUCAAUAACAAUAACCGAGAUGGUGGUGUCAGAGCAUAAAAAUACAUCUACUGUAAUUGACGAUGACGUUUGUUCAAACGAAAAUCACCAACAAGAUCCACCUGUAAAUUCAACCAGCGGAUCUUAUCAUUGGGAUGAAUCGCUUCAAGGUAUCAUUCUCUCCUCAUUUUACUGGGGGUAUGUAAUAACUCACAUUCCCGGUGGAAUGUUAGCCGAAAAAUUUGGCGGAAAAUAUUCCUUGGGUCUUGGAAUUUUAUCCACGGCAAUAUUCACCCUGCUGACACCGCUGGCAGUUGAUAUUGGCGGAGCAACAGCGCUGAUAAUCCUGCGAGUUCUUAUGGGCCUGGGAGAAGGAACAACCUUUCCAGCAUUGAACGCGAUGUUGGCUCAGUGGACCCCACCUGAAGAGCGUUCUAAAAUAGGAUCACUUGUGUUUGCUGGUGCAUUGCUGGGAACAGUCUUCACCACUUCAAUAUCUGGCCUGAUAAUGCACUACUCAACAGUUGGUUGGCCAGCAGUAUUUUAUGUUUUCGGUAGCAUCGGAGUUCUCUGGUUCUUCGUGUGGGUCCUAGUGUGCUACAACAACCCCAGCGAGCAUCCCUUCAUAUCAGAGAAUGAACGGAAGUUUCUUCAUGAACGAAUGAGCGCUCAUACUCACAAAAAACCACCAGCAGUACCAUGGCGUCACGUUUUAACUUCAGCGCCCGUUUGGGCUUUGAUAACAGCCCAAAUUGGGCAUGAUUGGGGCUUCUUCACCAUGGUCACUGAUCUUCCUAAGUACAUGAGCAGUGUGUUAAAAUUUUCAAUAAAAAGCAACGGGUACUUGUCAUCUCUGCCUUAUCUGAGCAUGUGGAUCUGCAGUAUUUUGAGUUCUUGGUUCGCGGACUGGAUCAUCACUGCCGGACACCUUUCUCGAACAAAUGUUCGGAAAAUUGGAACAACCAUCGCUUCGGUAGGACCUGGUGUUUUUAUUGUAGCAGCUUCUUAUGCUGGAUGUGAUGGAUACACAGUUGUAGCGAUGUUCACUAUCGGUAUGACGCUCAUGGGGACUUUCUAUCCUGGCAUGAAGGUCAAUGCACUUGAUCUCAGUCCAAAUUACUCUGGUACCUUAAUGGCGGUGGUAAAUGGUGUUGGAGCUUUUACUGGUAUCAUUACACCAAUUGUUGUCGGUGAAUUAACGCCCAAUAACACAAACGCACAGUGGCGAUUAGUCUUUUGGAUUGUUUUCAUUGUUCUUGUAAUAACAAAUAUGGUAUUUAUUUUAUACGCUAGUGGAGAAGUACAACAUUGGAAUAAUCCGGAGUUCAUACGUGCUGAUCGAGCUAAAAGGCGGAAGAAGCAGGAAGGAGAGAUUGACUCACGAUCUCCCUGCUGA